This is a messenger RNA of Daphnia pulex (common water flea), 364 nucleotides long. Its product is annotated as small integral membrane protein 20-like. The coding region runs from base 74 to 298 and encodes 74 amino acids. The transcript has 3 exons. Gene Ontology annotation, cellular component: mitochondrial inner membrane. The record is from RefSeq and is a predicted model, not a curated record. Gene Ontology annotation, biological process: mitochondrial respiratory chain complex IV assembly. NCBI's taxonomy places the organism in Eukaryota, Metazoa, Arthropoda, Branchiopoda, Diplostraca, Daphniidae.
GUCGUCUGCUGUACUGUAACAAACAAAGUACAAACUCGCAAAAACAGAAAAGUAACCUGAAAUUUCUCUCACCAUGGUUUUGUUAAAAGGAUGGAAAUUUGCUGCAAUGGUUGGCACUGUUGUUGGCGCGAUAGGUUUAGCGAUUUAUCCCAUAAUUGUCAGUCCCAUGAUGAAUCCGGAGCCUUACAAAAAACAGCAAGCUGUCAACAGAAGUGGAAUCAAGCAAGAGGAAGUUCAACCAGGAAACAUGAAAGUUUGGUCAGAUCCCUUCGCCAGACCAAAGGCAGAAGAAAAGUGAAGAGUAUCUCAUAGCUAUAUAUAAUAGAAAAAACCCUUUGUGUAUGAAACAUUAAAACACCUGAAA